AUGGACGUCACGCCGUUCCACCGAUCUAUCCUCGAGGUCCGGUUGCCGAAACACUUCGACAAACCAACGGACAUGAGAUACGACGGGACUCAAGACCCUCUGGAACACCUCACGGCCUUUGAGGCCAGGAUGAAUCUGGAGGGAGUGGGGGACGAAGUGAGAAGCCGCGCCUUCCCGGUAACAUUAGCAGGGCCAGCGAUCAGAUGGUUUAACGGCCUCCCGCAAGGUUCCAUCUACAGUUUUUCAGACAUCAGUCGUGCAUUCCUGGCCCAAUUUACAACGCGGAUCGCGAAGGCUAAGCACCCUAUCAACCUUCUAGGGGUAACCCAGAGACAAGGAGAGCCGACAAGGAAGUACUUAGAUCGGUUCAACGACGAAUGCUUGGAAAUUGACGGCUUAACCGACUCGGUGGCCAGUCUUUGCCUAACAAACGGCCUCCUCAACGAGAACUUCCGAAAACACCUUACCACGAAACCGGUCUGGACGAUGCAUGAAAUCCAAACAGUGGCCAAGGAGUAUAUAAACGACGAGGAAGUCAGCCGAUUCGUGGCUGCCAAUAAGCGGCAGUCCGGUUAA
Messenger RNA from Arachis stenosperma, 576 nucleotides. RefSeq lists its product as uncharacterized. The record is from RefSeq and is a predicted model, not a curated record. Lineage: Eukaryota; Viridiplantae; Streptophyta; Magnoliopsida; Fabales; Fabaceae. Bases 1 to 576 code for a protein of 191 amino acids. The transcript has a single exon.